AUGGUAAAAUCAAAAAAACAACGAUCUCUGCUAGCUUCUCGAUUUGGGUCUAACGAAGACAAGGAAACACAGGAAAAUGAAAUUGAAGCUUUGAAAGCAAUUUACAUGGAAGAUUACGUGCCUGUGGUUGCGCCUUCAGCAUGGAAGGUCGCACCGACAUGUCAUGAGUUUCUACUUCAUCUUUUACCUCAUGAAGAAGAACUGAAGGAGCAUGUAUCAGUAGACUUGCACGUUAAAUUUCCGAAAACAUAUCCACGUUCAGCACCAGAUAUAAAAGUUGAAAAUGCACGCGGUCUUUCAGAGGAACAAUUGAUUAAAGUUCGAGAACAUAUAUCUCGACUUAUUAAAGACAAUCUUGGACAAGAAAUGGUUUUCAAUAUUGCUCAGUACGUUCAAGAGUUUAUAACUACGAAUAACAAUGGCGUUAAAGUUUUGGUUAAACAAUCUUUUCAUGAGCAAAUGUUAAGUCGAAAUGAAAAAAUAACCAAGGCAAUGGAGGAAAUGGAUCGUGCACGUCAAACUGAAGAGCAAGAACGAACGGCAGAGAACUUGUUAUUACUUCAAAAAAUUCAUGAGGAGGAACAACGUCUAAGGGCAAAGGUCGAAGAAGAAAAACAAAAAAGAAAGCACUUGAAAGCUAAAGAUGCGAAUCCAUUAACGGACGCAUCUUCAGUGUUUCAAACUGUUAACUUUGAUAGAAAAAUCGUGCUGGAUCCUGGAGAUUCAUCGUCGGUUCCUUUUAAGUCCGUAAUUCUUGGGCCACUAGUAGGCAAAGGAAUAGUUGGGUCAACAUAUAUGGUUCAGGCAGUUAAUGUCCAGAAUAAAGAUGUGGCUUCAAAGCACCGUCAUGUUUUAAUUCUGAAAGAUAUUGAAAUUUCUGAACCGCACUACUUAGAGCUGGCCGGCAAGGAGAAG
This is a messenger RNA of Racocetra persica, 915 nucleotides long. Lineage: Eukaryota; Fungi; Glomeromycota; Glomeromycetes; Diversisporales; Gigasporaceae. The record is from the annotation of a GenBank genome assembly.